Molecule: messenger RNA, 741 nt
Organism: Pipistrellus nathusii (Nathusius's pipistrelle)
Lineage: Eukaryota; Metazoa; Chordata; Mammalia; Chiroptera; Vespertilionidae
Source: the annotation of a GenBank genome assembly
AUGAGUUGCUUCGAAUGCUGCAUCAAGUGUCUGGGAGGAGUCCCCUACGCCUCUCUGGUGGCCACCAUCCUCUGCUUCUCCGGGGUGGCUUUGUUCUGUGGCUGUGGACAUGUGGCUCUUGCAGGCACUGUGGCGAUUCUUGAGCAACACUUCUCCACCAACACCAGGGACCAUGCUGUGCUGAGUGAGGUAAUCCAACUGAUGCAAUAUGUCAUCUACGGAAUUGCAUCCUUUUUCUUCCUGUAUGGGAUCAUCCUGCUGGCAGAAGGCUUUUACACCACGAGCGCAGUGAAAGAACUUCAUGGGGAGUUUAAAACCACCGCCUGUGGCCGAUGCAUCAGUGGAAUGUUUGUCUUCCUCACCUAUGUGCUGGGAGUGGCCUGGCUCGGUGUGUUUGGCUUCUCUGCGGUGCCUGUGUUUAUGUUCUACAACAUAUGGUCAACUUGUGAAGUCAUCAAGUCACCUCAGACCAACGGGACAGCCGGUGUGGAGCAGAUCUGCGUGGAUAUCCGACAAUACGGUAUCAUUCCUUGGAACGCUUUCCCAGGAAAAAUAUGCGGCUCUGCCCUCGAGAACAUCUGCAACACCAACGAGUUCUACAUGUCUUAUCACCUGUUCAUUGUGGCCUGUGCCGGAGCUGGUGCCACCGUCAUUGCCCUGCUGAUCUACAUGAUGGCUACUACAUAUAACUAUGCGGUUUUGAAGUUUAAGAGUCGGGAAGAUUGCUGCACUAAAUUCUAA